This is a messenger RNA of Exophiala bonariae, 1824 nucleotides long. RefSeq lists its product as uncharacterized. NCBI's taxonomy places the organism in Eukaryota, Fungi, Ascomycota, Eurotiomycetes, Chaetothyriales, Herpotrichiellaceae. The record is from RefSeq and is a predicted model, not a curated record. The coding region runs from base 1 to 1824 and encodes 607 amino acids. Gene Ontology annotation, biological process: negative regulation of toll-like receptor 9 signaling pathway; apoptotic process. The transcript has 6 exons.
AUGGCUUCGGACAUCAAUACUUUCGGAGUUGUAUCUGACGGAAUCGACCGGGCACAGUUCGGUGUUGCCCCACCUAUCCGCGUACCCACAGAUCCUCGGCCACCCCCAGAGGCUCUGAAGUAUCAAAAGCCUUCUAUCAGACACGUCAUUGGUGACAACUUGCUUUCAGUGGUAGUACAUCCCCAGUACGGCAUCAAGAAGAUCCGAGCUGCAGUCAAGGAAAAGCGAGAAGCCACAGCCAAGGAGCAUGAACCGCCAAACGAGCGCACCGGAGAUGAGGAUGCACCCACGCUCGCACCCCUUCCUCCUUUCCAAUCGAUUGACAGUGAACGACUAGAGUAUGAAUUGAACGAAAAGCCUCGAUUUCCCCCCCUGAGAGACUUCAUUCAUCAGCCCUUCACUGCAGUGCAAUCUGUCGUGCAGGAUCAGCGUGGUAGCGACUUGGCGGAGAACAUCACCAGCCCAGAAGUCGCACAUGGAGCGACGGUCGAGCUGGUACGCCAGAGUGACAAGGUGUCGGCUGCGACGACCGAGGAUGAGCGGACAACAGCAUUCGAAACCUUGGUACAAAUGAAGCAACUCAGGCAGGAUGCAUACGUUCGAUGGACAAUCGACCGCCAUGUGAGACGUGUAGGCAGAAUUCAACUACUUGACGGCCCUCCAGCACGGCCAUCACUGAUCGGGGGAACCACCACCAAAAACGCCGUCGAAAAUUGGAAAACAUACGCCAGAGAUCUAUUGAAAUAUGAGAUUGAGACCUACGCGGAGAAUUACGUAGACAAUAAUUACGAAUUACCCCGGCCUAACCGCAAAACUCUUGCCUCAAGCCUUGAGCGAGUCGUCAUUGCCUCGACGCCUGUGCAAAAUGUUUUCAUGAAAUUACGAAGCAUAGCUCGUUGGGAGAAUCCAUCGGAGAGCGCCAGAUAUAUGGUUCUAUACUUUGUACUCUUAUUCUUCAGCCAAAUCACACGCAUGAUGAUUCUCUUCAUUCUGGUCAAAGUCAUGUUUCAAAAGUGGUAUCCCACAAGUAUAGACGAGCUGAAGGAGUCGAUCUGCAAAGCCGAAAAUAGUGAUGGCACAGCAACGAAUUUGACAGAUCUUGUUAUUCAGUAUGGAACCCGUGGCUGGGUCGAUCGUGCUAUUGAAAAUGUAGGUCCCGAGCUCUCCGACUGGCUCGAAUACACUGCAGAUAUACUGGAAAUGGCUCGCAACAGUUUCUGUGAAUGGCGCAAUGCUCGAAGUACGGCGGUGACCUUGAUUGUGUUCUCUGCCUGGUGGGUGUUAAUCACACUGGCACCAACCUGGCUGCUCGUUCAGAUGAUCUUCUCCUCAGUUGGAUUCACGUUCUUUGUCCUGACACCAAUUGCUGUUCGCCAUCGACGAUAUCGCUUGUUGACAUCGCCAUGGAUAUGGUUGAUGUGGAAGAUUCCAACUCACGCUGAAUGGGCUAUUGCUCGCCUCCAGGCGGAAGCUAAACAACAUUUGGCAGAGCAAGGGAAGGACGAAACCCAAAUUGACACCAACAAUACCGAAACACCGCUCGUGAUUGGGAGCUAUUCAUGCACAGGAGGAAAUAUUGUUGUCACCGCGACCGAUGUUACAUUCUCGCCGCGGCGCGCAGCAGAUGCUACUUGGCGGGUCGAGUUCAGUAACUUGACCGGAAUCCAGAAGAUUACCGAAGUAAGCAAGGGUGGUGAAUAUGAAGGAAUCAUUUUUGAGUCGUUUGAUGGCUCAGUACAGCGCGCGCAGCACGUGGACUGUCGGAAUGAGGUCUUCUCGCAAAUAAUAGGGUAUAGUGCUUUACCUUGGAAAAGGACUGGGUAG